UUGAUAAAUAAACAAAAUUUAAAUACACGAAAUUUUCUCCGUCUAUAAAAGAUAGCUUUUAUUGAAAUAACUACCGAUACAAGCAUGAAUGAAACAGAGCAAGUCAAUCUCUACGAAUGGUUGGGCACCAUCCCGUUUUCCAGGGUGAAAAAAAACCUAGCCAGAGAUUUCUCUGAUGGCGUCUUAGCGGCCGAGUUAAUCAAACAUUUCUACCCAACUCUCGUCGAUUUGCACAACUACCCACCCACAAACACGCUGGAACGUAAAAAAGUGAACUGGGCCACGCUCAAUAAGAAAGUCCUGAGAAAACUGGCUUUCCCUCUGUCAGAGGCGACUCUAAACGAAUUGGCGGCCGCCAACAGAGAAGCCAUAGAAUAUUUCUUGAGUCGACUCAGAACAACAAUCGAGACGAACCGGAAAUCGAAUCGCAUAGCUAAGAAAAAGAACAUCAGAGAUCUGAUCCACAGUUUGAAAAUUGAGGACACUGUCAUAGACGUGAAGGGUGACCAUUCUGAAGAGAAGGAACUUAUAGCAAACGGUUCUUUGUCUAGAUGUAAGUUGUCUUCAAAUACUGUUACGGUGCCAGGAGAUACCACCCAGCGAAAAGUACAAGCCCUACUUUUAGAAAAACAGGAGACGAUAAUGAAUCUGACAGCAAGGGUGCAUCAUUUGGAGUACUUAUUGCUUCAUAAAGAUCAUACCAUAAACGAACUGCGGGGGUUGAUUAAGGGGUGUUCUCAUACCAACGAUUCUAAAGAGAAGGGAGAUGGACAAAAUGUAAAAAUGAAGAAAGACACUUUUGCUUCAAAUUAAGAUACAUGUA
Messenger RNA from Parasteatoda tepidariorum (common house spider), 823 nucleotides. RefSeq names its product sperm flagella and cilia-associated protein 1-like. The record is from RefSeq and is a predicted model, not a curated record. Lineage: Eukaryota; Metazoa; Arthropoda; Arachnida; Araneae; Theridiidae. Gene Ontology annotation, molecular function: microtubule binding. Gene Ontology annotation, cellular component: axoneme. Gene Ontology annotation, biological process: regulation of cytoskeleton organization.